CCUCGCAACAUUUUCGAUCUCGAACAGCAGACGCUGCAACUUUGACAAUGGCGACCUCAUCAACUGUGCCUACGAAGGAUGAUAUUCUCGUUCCCGAGACGCUUCUGAAGAAGAGGAAAUCACAGGAGAGGGCUCGCGAGGAGCGCGCUGUGGCCACAAAGGAGAAGCGAGAAAAGAGCAAGAAGAAGCGGGAAGUGAUUUUCACCCGAGCCGAGAAGUAUGUGAAGGAAUACCGCGACGCUGAGAAGGAGAAAGUCCGCCUGUCCCGCGAGGCAAAGAAGAACGACAGCUUCUUCGUACCAGAGGAGCCCAAGCUCGUGUUCGUUGUACGCAUCAAGGGUAUCAACAAAAUCGACCCGAAGAAACGCAAGACCCUGCAGCUGCUUCGUCUUCUCCAGAUCAACAAUGGUGUCUUUGUCAAGCUUUCCAAGGCCACCAUGGAGAUGCUGAAGAUCGUUGAACCAUUUGUUGCUUACGGUUACCCCAACCAGAAGUCCGUCCGUGAGCUCAUCUACAAGCGCGGUUACGGUAAAGUCGACAAGCAACGCAUCCCGCUUACAGACAACGAAAUCAUUGAGGAGCAGCUCGGCAAAUACGGCAUGAUCUGUAUGGAAGAUCUCAUCCACGAGAUCUACACCGUUGGUCCCAACUUCAAACAGGCUUCCAACUUCUUGUGGCCUUUCAAGCUCAACAGCCCGACCGGCGGCUUCCACAAGCGGAAAUUCAAGCACUUCAUCGAAGGCGGUGACCUGGGUAACCGUGAAGAUCUGAUCAACAACUUGAUCCGACAAAUGAACUAAAUGCGACUUGUACAAAGUAACAGUGUCUUUGGGAUUGGGAAUGUUUUGAGCAUGAAUAUCUUUCGGGAAUACCCCACGGUUGCAUUUGCAUGGCGUUUGGCUUCUUUGGUGGGAUUCAAUCUCGCGCCUAACGUGGGAACGACUUGAAAUUGAUUACCAAAUCAAUGAAAUGAUUGCGCCGCUUAACAGUGGCAACAACUAC
This is a messenger RNA of Paraphaeosphaeria sporulosa, 1002 nucleotides long. RefSeq names its product 60S ribosomal protein L7. Gene Ontology annotation, cellular component: cytosolic large ribosomal subunit. Gene Ontology annotation, biological process: maturation of LSU-rRNA from tricistronic rRNA transcript (SSU-rRNA, 5.8S rRNA, LSU-rRNA). The transcript has 5 exons. Lineage: Eukaryota; Fungi; Ascomycota; Dothideomycetes; Pleosporales; Didymosphaeriaceae. Bases 48 to 800 code for a protein of 250 amino acids. The record is from RefSeq and is a predicted model, not a curated record. Gene Ontology annotation, molecular function: structural constituent of ribosome; RNA binding.